AAAUCAGGGACUUUAAUACAUUACAGAGGAUUUAUGUGUGACACCCAUUCUGCCAGUAAAAAGCCCAGGACAGACACCAUGAAGAUAGGAACACACAACGGCUCAUUUCACUGCGAUGAGAUCUUGGCUUGUUUCAUGCUGAGACAGCUACCAAAGUAUGCUGAUGCUGAGAUAGUCAGAACUCGUGACCCUGCUGUCCUUGAGACCUGUGAUGUUGUGGUGGAUGUGGGGGGAGUGUAUGAUCCUGCUAAAAAUAGAUUUGACCAUCACCAGAGGACAUUUAAUGAAUCCAUGAGCACAGUAAACAAACCCAAGAAAUGGACAACCAAACUGAGCAGUGCUGGCCUGGUGUACUGUCACUUUGGUAAGGAGAUCGUGGCUAAAAUCCUGGAGCUUCCCGUGGAAGAUCCAAUCACCGAUAUUGUAUACGACAAAGUGUACGAAAACUUUGUGGAGGAAAUUGAUGCUAUUGACAAUGGAAUCAAUCAGUAUGAUGGAGAACCCAGGUACCACAUAAAUACUAACCUAAGCAGCAGAGUCAGCCAUUUUAAUCCUUUGUGGAAUGAACCUAAUGCUGAUGAAAUGGCAGGGUUUUUAAAGGCUAUGAAGAUGGUGGGAGCUGAGUUUCUUGAUAAAAUUUUGUACUACAAGAAAUCAUGGCUGCCUGCAAGAGAAUUGGUAGAGGAGGCUGUCAAAGGCAGAAUGGAGGUUGAUCCUAGUGGAGAGAUAGUGGUGUUUAAGACAGGAGGUUGUCCAUGGAGGGAUCAUCUAUUCAAUUUGGAGGAAGAGCUUAAAAUUAAUCCACCAAUCAAAUAUGUUCUUUACCAAGACCAGAGUAACAAAUGGAGGGUUCAGUGUGUACCAGAGACCCCGGGGUCAUUCUCAAACAGACUAUCUCUGCCAGAGGACUGGCGUGGCUUAAGAGACAGCAUACUUACAGACAAGUCAGGGAUCCCUGACUGUAUAUUUGUACAUGCUGGUGGCUUCAUUGGAGGAAACCACACUUAUGAAGGAGCACUGGAAAUGGCAAAGAGAAGUCUGAAGAUGUCACAGAAAAAUACUUAAUAAUGCAAGGAAUGUUUUAUAGGCAUAUUGGAAAUGUAAAUUCUGAGCUCAGGUCACUACAUGUACAUUAAAUACAUGAGGGAAUAUUUCCUUGUCAUUGUUGAAUCUCUUCUACAUGUAUCAGAGUCAUAAAAUAA
Messenger RNA from Saccostrea cuccullata (small rock oyster), 1202 nucleotides. RefSeq names its product MYG1 exonuclease-like. The transcript is spliced from 8 exons. Bases 34 to 1065 code for a protein of 343 amino acids. Gene Ontology annotation, cellular component: nucleus; cytoplasm. NCBI's taxonomy places the organism in Eukaryota, Metazoa, Mollusca, Bivalvia, Ostreida, Ostreidae. The record is from RefSeq and is a predicted model, not a curated record.